Molecule: messenger RNA, 6459 nt
Organism: Pteropus alecto (black flying fox)
Lineage: Eukaryota; Metazoa; Chordata; Mammalia; Chiroptera; Pteropodidae
Product: A-kinase anchor protein 17B
Exons: 7
Coding region: 1003-3750 (915 amino acids)
Molecular function (GO): RNA binding
Source: RefSeq, a predicted model, not a curated record
UCUCCCCCCCAAAAAAAAACCAGUACGGGGAUAGAGUCAGCGGAUGACCUUUGAGGUUCUUCUGGACCUGCGAUGUGUAAAUUCUGGCCAAACAGUAUAUAUUUCUCAGCAGUCCUGCCUAAGGGUGGACAGCAGUACCUCUUCGUCAGCUUGUUUAUACUCGUUUUGCUCAACGGAAAUAGGUCGCACGGGGAUCGGCAGACCAGGUAAGUUGUAGCUUCUAAGUCAUUGUAACUUCGUGUCGGGGUUGGGGAUGGGGUAACCCAGUCAAAGCCUAGCCAUCGCCAGGAGCAAUUGAGCAGUGGGAUAAACUUUGGCUCCGGCUUUGCCGCACGAGAGGGGCGGGGCUACUUGAAUGGCUCCCGGGUAGAAAGCGAUUGGCCUCAGGAGAAUAGAAGGGGCGGGACUAGUCCUUUGUUGCCAUUGGUCCAGCAGGCAAGUUGAGGGAUGCAGCGUGGGGCGGAGCCCACAAGGGGAGGCAAUUGGCUGGGCAAGAGCCCACCUAGCGGAGCAGACCCGCGAGUCUGCAGCCGGGAUCUGGGAAGCAGCAACGGCUAAGGGCGCACGGGGUUUUGGCUCCGGGCGCACCCUUGCGUCGCUGACUUGGAUACAACGAGGAUACUCGUGUGCUCCGUGCGCUCGAGACGCGAGCCUUUCGACAGCUGGCCUCGCCAGACAGUCGCAGGGAGCAACGAGGAGCGUUGCGGGUGCAACUGCGACGGCUGGAAGGAGGCGGCGGCGGCGGCGGCAGCGGCAGCCCCACUACCUCAGCGGAGACCCGAGCGGAGACGCGGCGGUUCCUGAGAUUCCCGAUUUAGUUCUUUGAGAGUUACUCAUCAUUGUAUUCCCCAAAGUGUCUUACACCAAGUAGAUGCUUGUGAUUCCUGGUCAGGAUACCACAACACAGUGGUCCACCAUGAAGAGUUCACAUGAGUUGUGGCUACUCCAAUCUUUCCUCCUUUGAACACUUAUUCACCAUAAGGUUUCCUUCCUGAGGAUACGAUGACGGUCACAGUGGUAUAUGAUAACUCUGAGGCAACAGAGCUCUGUGCAGCUCAGCAUCUUUACCUCAAGCCCAUAGCAAAAUUGAUGAUCAGUGUAUUGCUCCCAGAGAGUAUAGAACCUUCGAGGCCUUUUUCGAACUGGGAAGUUCUCGAUCAGCUGAAAAGCCUGAUUUGUCCUGAUCAGUUCACCACAGUUCGCCUCUCCAAGAGUACAAAGGACUUCAUCCAAUUUGAGGGGGAGGCUGAAACGCGGAAUUUGAUUCCGAUCCUGAAGGCAAAAUUACAUGGGAAGAUCAUCAAGCUAAAUGGUUUGAAAACAGACUUAAAAGUAGUGGCUACAGAUGCCCAGGGAGAGUGGGAGCACUUCCCCAAGGAUGCCCCAUUUAGUGAUGGGGCUGAUGCGCAGGACCAUGAUAAGAACCUGGAUUCUAUAUAUUUUGAAGGCUUGCCCUGCAAGUGGUUUGCACCUAAAGGUUCCAGCGGAGAGAAGCCAUGUGAAGAGAUCCUUCGAGUGGUAUUUGAAAGUUUUGGGAAGAUCAAGAAUGUGGAUAUCCCUAUGCUUGACCCCUACAGAGAGGCGAUGACUGGUGGGAGCUUUGGGGGUUUUAGCUUCGGCUUGCAGACCUUCGAGGCCUUUGUACAGUACCAGGAGUCAACUGACUUCAUAAAAGCCAUGGAGUCCCUUCGAGGGAUGAAGCUGAUGCUUAAAGGUGAUGAUGGGAAAGCUCUGGCAUGUAACAUUAAGGUUAUGUUUGAUACAACCAAACACUUCAGUGAAGGAGCUAUAAGGAGGAGAAAUCAAGAAAGACUAAAAUUACAAGAGCUAGAAGAAGAAAGGAAAAAGGAAAAGAAGAGAGAAGAGGAAGAGGCCAAAAGAAGAAGAAAAGAGGAGGAGAGGAAAGCCCAGGAAAAGAGGAAGAAGGCCAGGGUCAGGAGGAGAGCACUGAAGGAAAGGGACAGUCACCGGCAAAGGAAACGGGACAGAGCCAAAGCUGAGGCACCUCAAGAGCCGGACUCUUCGGAGGAGUUGGAGGAAAGAAAGUUCUUGCUGGCUCAGAGGCAGGUGGAGGCCUUUCGGUUGCUACGGGCGCUCCUCAGGAAAAUUGCAGAAUCCAUGCAGUUUGACCUACAGGAAGUAGCUGUUGCAGGCCCUGAAGCUAAUUGUGGUCUGAGGAACACACUGGAAAUUCUAAAGAAAGAAGAAUUAAAUACCCAGUAUCUUCAAAAUCAGGAGAAAAUACCAAAAUAUCAGGUUGUCAAUUCAGACAAUAACCAAAAACAAGAAAUGAAGAAAAGAACUAGGGCUCACUUAGGCAACUCUUCUUACUACCAUCAGAAAAAACAAAAAAGAUAUUCAACUAGAAAUGAGAUAAAUGAAAAAUUAUUAACCGAUGGAUACAAUCACAAUUUUCUGUCUGACAAGGAUUCCUUGCAAAUUACAUUAAUUCAAGAUCAAUUUCUUGAGAAAGAAGAUCACCUCACUUAUAAUAAAUCUAAUUCUUCCAGAUUAUCUGAGAGAGACCGUGGCAGGAAACAGAAGAUCUAUGAAACAGAUGAAUUUAUUGAUUAUAUAUUAAACUAUUAUUAUCAGAUUCCAAACAAUACCUCUGUCUGCUUAGAACCAAGUCACACAACAAGCACAUGUCAGUGGCAGAAGUCUGUCUAUGCCAGGGGAGAUGGAUUUCAAAUCCAUUUGAAAAAGGAUAAGCAUCCCUCAACCAGGUCGAAGCAAAUGCAAAACCUAGAAAGGAGAGAACAGGCUCAAGAAGAUGAGUACGGGACAAAGAUUUAUACUCAGCGUCCUGCACAUAAACCACAAAAGAGAGGAAAAGUGGAUUAUACCAAAGAAUGUACUAAGAAGUUUAAAAGUCAUUGCAAUGACACAGCCAGUGAAGCUGAUGAUCAGCUGACCACAACUGAUGAAAAGAGCUAUCUGUUGGAAAAGACCCAUGCUUACCAGGUCAAUGAUUCCAUAUGUACAGGUGAAAGUCAAGCUUCCUCACCCAACAAGAGGGUAGACUUAGAUUUGGAGUUGACAGAUUUCUUAGAGGAAAUUAGUAGUGAUUCUGAAUGCUUCAGUGAAACACUUAGUGUAAACCAACAGGAGGAACAGAAGUCUGUGGCCACAUAUGAUCGCUCCCCAGAAAAAGGAUCUCUUGAUGCUGAUGAAAUUAUCACUUGCAAUCAAGAAGUUACAUCAAGUCAGCAGACCUUGUAUUCAAAGUGGAAACAUGAAGGGGAAAAGAAAUACUCUAAAUACCAGCUUAGGAAACCAAGCAAGAGCUCCAAAUAUGAACUGAGAUGUUCAGGGUUUGAGGGUGAAAAUACUUCCAUGAGAAACAAGAGCGACAACGAAAAGAGGAAAAUACUAGCCUCCAAAUACUUCGAUGAAGGCUACUACCAUGAAUCCGGUUGCAGUGACCUAUUAGACCACAUCACAAGAAAGAGGAGGUUUAGUGAUAAUAUAUUUGACCAGAAGGUGAACUAUAGGCCCUCUCGUGUGCCAGUAACAUCAUCAGAAUGUACUAAUGCUUUCUAUUUGGGGUAUUUUCCCCAAAGAAGAGAGACUCUGUGGAAGUCAGACCAUAACCAGGAUGCAAGAAGGUUUAAAAGACAUGAAAAUUCUGCAGAUUUCAUGUUGACUCCAGAUGAUCAUUAUAUCAGACGUAAUAGUCAAGGGCACAUUAACUAUGGAAGCUAUUUAGGAAACAACUCUACUGGUUCUUUAUAUUUUCAAAUGUUUUGAAGAUCUCUGAGAUCAGGAACACCCUUAUUCACAAUGGACAAUUUACAAGAACAUUUAAAAACAAAUAUAACUAUGUAGUGACAAGCAAGAGAGCAACAUUUAAAAGCUUGAGCAAGGUCAAAUGAAAAACUUUGCUUCUCUUGCCAAAGUAUAAAGCAUAAGUCAAAAUAACUGCAGGUGUGUUGGCAAGCGUUGGAAAUACAAAAUAUCCAGUUUCUAAAGCUUGGUAAAACAAUGUGCUUGCAAAACUUCCUGAUCCAAGAACAGAUGUUUCUAUAGUUCAACUGCAACUUUAAUUUGGAGCCAGCAAAGGAGCAAAUUAACAUUGACAGGUGUUGAGAUAGCUCUCUUUGGCCCUUUAGCUCUCAUGAGUUCAUCAUUUAGUAUCAUUUAUCUUCAAAGAAGACAACAGUGAAUGAAUAAGGAUCUUUUUACAUGUUCUUUGAUUUGGUCAGAACAGCAUGUACAACAAACUUUCCUGACUUUCAUCUAGAAAUAACUAUAGCUAACAGAAGAGAGACAACAGCUAGAAUAUAUAAUAGACUUCUUCAUCACAUUUGAGGGUUUCAUAAGCACCCAUCAGAAGGAAAUUAAUCUUAUUUAUGUGUUCAUAGUACUCAAAGAGUUGUCCUUUUAGAAACAGUCUUGAAAGAAGAAAAUCUAAAAGGGGCUCAGAUUGUCCUUUGAGACUUAUAUGGACUGUGGACCAUUAGCAGAGUUAUUUUCGAAGAACCCCAUGUCAUUCCAGCCUAGAAAAGCAACAGGAUUGAAGUGAUGCAACCAGUGGGAUCUGCAAAAGGAAAUCUUGAAAGAACCUGGGCUACCAAUAAUGGCACUUGGGAAGAGAGAACAUGACAGUAUUCCAUUCAGGUUAUGUAAUCCUUUCACUCAGGGUUUGGUGACAUCAGGUUUUGAAAAGCCACUAAAUAUCCCCAAACUGACUUUUAUUAAACAGUAACAAGUGCCUCCUCAAUCCUCAAUAAUGCUAUGGAGUUAGGAAGAGUCAAGGGCGACACUCAUAGUUUUCUAGUUAGGGAAAGUCGUAUGUAUGCAGGAUUUGUAAACUCUUGACAAAAGCAACUUAUCUUUUUACCUACUGGUUUUGGACUUCUUGAAUAUGUUUUUAAAUUGAGAUAUUUUAUAGAUUUGUAAAGACAUCUUAAUGCAAUACAUCUUCCGCUGAAAGCUUGGCUGAUUCAUUCUGCUUUAUAUUGGAUUUAGGGCCUCAGGGGCAAUAGAUGACCUUUUUUCCCCAAGAAAGCUAUACCUGACUUGGCAAUUGAAGACAUCAAUGAGAUUAGACUACCUGCAGCAAGAAAAGGUUUUUAAUACACAAGAUAGUGGAAGACAACAUUUUCAUAUGGCAUGAUUCAUUUCCGAUAGAGUCCUAACUUGAUAGAAAAGUACCAGCUGGUAGAGCCAAGGUAGGAUUGCCAUUCAGUGUAGUCGCCCAGAAUGACAAGGCACAAUGUGUGCUUAUAACCAGCCUCUCGAGCAACCUGAUAUAUGAAGGGACUAUAAAAUCUUAUCUAAAGUGAGAGCCACACAUUGUUUCAUUGAUCUCUUCUAAUUACACUUAAUAGAAGUAUGCUAGUACAUGCAAAAGUUGAGAACUGAGUGUAACCUAGCAGAAUGUUUAUUAUUGUUAACAUAAUAACCAACAGAUGAUUCGUUGGCUCUCUUGUCUUCAGUUCCACUUUCAAGCCAGUGACUCUGCCAUCAAAACUAGGUUUGGCUUGUCAAAUCUGAAAAAUCGUUCAUGGGGCGAGUGCCUUUUUUCCUUUAGGACUAGCAAUUAUUAUUAAUGUUCAAAGUACUGUUGUCCAGAGAGGCCUUUUAAGCAACUAACAGCUUGUAUUCAUCAGACAACUUUCGGCAACUAGUUAUUAUUCUCCUUCAGCGAGACCCUGCCUCCUUGUUUUUUCAUAUUUCAUGCCAUUCAAACAAAGAAUGUUAUGGGUUUGUAAUGGAAAGCAGCUAUGCUUGUUUUGAAAAAAAAAAAUCUCAAUUUUUUCUGUCAUUUGAUAAUUUUUUUGUGUGGAGAUUUUAGGCAUGGAAACAAUUUGCUGCUCAGUAACCAGACAUAAAAAAUAAAUUGCCGAAAACAGCAUGUGAUUUUUGUGUGUGUGUGUAAUAGAACUGGUGCUAAGUCACAGCUAUCUAUAUAUUUUUUUCUUUUUGUUAUUGUUGUUUGGUAACUGAAUACCAUUGUAGAAGAAAGCCAACCUAGAAGAAAGUAAAAAUGCUGGUUUUAUGUUUACUUUCUAUACCACAAUGGAUUUUUAUGUCUUGUGGUAACACAUUCUAGAUUUGAGUAAACCUUUUUUUGUGUGUAGGACUUAAAGGAGGAAGCGAACAAUUUAUCCUGUACUGUUCAACUGAAUGGCUUAAUAAGGAAUAAAAUAGAACUGAAAAUAUUGUCAUCACUUUCUAUUAACAUUGUUUUCUGUUUUGCUGUUAUUUAAGUGGGGCAAAACUAUUUUUUCAUCUUUAUUCUACGUGCUAUUAUCUAAGGGCCUGAACUUUAAACUUUGUCUUUUUAAAUAGGUGUUUUCAUCUUUUUCCUUGUAUGUGCUUCUGAUUGUGUUUUUAAAAGCUCAAAAUUUGUCAACAUGCUUUUGUUCAAUUUGUUUGAAUUUCUCAGGUAGAAAGCCAUGUAAACUGGUCGUUUUGAAAAUAACCAAAUAAAUGUAUUUUUACUUGUUGCAA